ACGUGGAAGAUAUAGUUUACUACAGAGGUUUCGGCUGGUUUGUAUGGGAUGGUUGGCUCGUGGACCAAGUCCCAUAUCGAAGCGAUUUUUGGAGGAUUCCUGAUCGGAUUAGACGAGUGUACCCUUCUUUUUGAUACCUCAGGACUCCAGCUCACGACUCGGCUGAACCGAAGAUGGGACAUUGUAUUGGAAGAAGAUGGACAACGAACCGGGUUUCUUGCUGAGACCGUGGAGGAAUACGCUGAAGCGAUCCUUGAGAUUGUGAAGAUGAAAGGAACAGAGAGGCUUAAGAUGGCUGAAUCUGCUAGAGAACGAGCUUACUAGGUUCUCUGAACAACAGUUUAGUGAAGACUUCAAAACUGCAAUUCCACCCGUUUACACCGGUUCUCUCAAAUCACAGUCUUGAAGACUUAAAUUACUGCUUACUACACUAGCUUUUAAACUCACAAAGACGAACUAGGUUAUACCAUUUUGUUAUGUCACUGAUUCUGCAAAAAGAAAAUACAACUUGUCAAUGUUAGAAACUGAGUUUAUUCAGGAAGAUUCUUACGUGCUCUCUAAAGUUCCACAGUUAAUUUCUUGUUGAUUGGUUCUCUAAGCUUUUGACUUAGUAAUCAUAUUGGAAAGCCAAAAACAUACUCUUAAUAAAUAA
Raphanus sativus (radish) is the source of this 652-nucleotide messenger RNA. Its product is annotated as GDP-Man:Man(3)GlcNAc(2)-PP-Dol alpha-1,2-mannosyltransferase-like. Gene Ontology annotation, cellular component: endoplasmic reticulum membrane. Bases 49 to 324 code for a protein of 91 amino acids. Gene Ontology annotation, biological process: protein N-linked glycosylation. The record is from RefSeq and is a predicted model, not a curated record. Gene Ontology annotation, molecular function: GDP-Man:Man(3)GlcNAc(2)-PP-Dol alpha-1,2-mannosyltransferase activity. Lineage: Eukaryota; Viridiplantae; Streptophyta; Magnoliopsida; Brassicales; Brassicaceae. The transcript has 2 exons.